GAGGCGGCGGUGGCGGUCGGGGCCGGGAGCGGGGCCAUGUCGGGCUCGUCCAGCGCCGCGGCCAUGCGGAAAGUGGUGCAGCAGCUGCGCCUCGAGGCCGGCGUCAGCCGCGUCAAGGUUUCUCAAGCUGCAGCCGACUUGAAGCAGUUCUGUUUGCAGAACGCACAGCACGAUCCCCUGUUGACAGGAGUAUCUUCAAGUACAAAUCCAUUCCGACCCCAGAAAGUCUGCUCCUUUUUGUAACAUGGUGAAAUACCGUUGUAUCUUUCAGUGAUCUUUUAACACCUUUUUGUAGCUGCAGAUAUGUAUUGGGGUGGAGAGUGCCUUAAGGAGUGCCUUGAUACAAAGUCCAUGCAAAAGCUUAGCUUCAGUGUGCCAAAUUUAACUGUAAAUUGCUACUGUUGUCAAACCUCUUACCAUCUACCUCUCCAAAUGAAUUUGCAAUAAAUUCUGUUUCAUGAAGGAAUCAGUUUUAUAAUGCCAUGCAAAAAAAUAAAAAUGUUUUAACUUA
This is a messenger RNA of Alligator mississippiensis (American alligator), 511 nucleotides long. It is a transcript of the gene GNG5, whose product is annotated as G protein subunit gamma 5. The coding region runs from base 37 to 243 and encodes 68 amino acids. The record is from RefSeq and is a predicted model, not a curated record. Gene Ontology annotation, biological process: G protein-coupled receptor signaling pathway. Gene Ontology annotation, molecular function: G-protein beta-subunit binding. Gene Ontology annotation, cellular component: heterotrimeric G-protein complex. The transcript has 3 exons. NCBI's taxonomy places the organism in Eukaryota, Metazoa, Chordata, Crocodylia, Alligatoridae.